Molecule: messenger RNA, 1185 nt
Organism: Racocetra persica
Lineage: Eukaryota; Fungi; Glomeromycota; Glomeromycetes; Diversisporales; Gigasporaceae
Source: the annotation of a GenBank genome assembly
CCCAUCAAUCUUCUCUUUGCUGCAAGUGGAGAUCUCAAUGAUAUUAUUAUGUCAGUGAAUGGAAUACCACUCGAUUUCAAUCAACCAGUUAAUAUUUGUGUUAAUGAUUUUGCCGAAAGGGUUGUGGUUCGAAAUUUUAUAAUACUUUAUCUAUUUGCAAAACUUGGAAAGAAUGCUAUUGAUAUCGCUAUUCAUAUUUGGUACUCAUCAGCACUUACUGAUGAGCAAAUGAUUGGAUGCUAUGGAAUAUUUAAUACUGUUUUUCAAGAUUUAUUAGGUUCGAAUAUGUCAGGUUCACAGAUUACGGAAGAAUAUGAAUUUAAGUGUAAAGUUAAGAUUUGUACACAUUUUAGUCCUAAUACGUGGAUGUGCCUCGCAGAAAUGCUUGAAAAUAGCACUGAUCUACAAACAGGUGUAAUGUUGCGCAAUAAAAUUAUGUUAGAUCCAGCACGUAUAGAUUAUCGACACCGACAUAUGCAGGCUCUUACGCCAGGAGAACGGAUUUGUUUUGAUAACUUCCGUCAUCAUGGAAUUCUUCUCCCAUAUGGUGCGUUGAACGCUCAUCAUAACGUACAGAAUAAGUUCAUCUUAGAUCCAACAUAUGGUUGGCUAUUGCCUGAUAACUCCGAACCACUUUCAGGAUGGGAUAUAUCUAGCGUUGUCCAGGUUAAGCAUGGAACAGCAGACGAAGACCUUUAUGGAAAACUUUACUUUUAUCUCCGUGAACAAUUUGGGAUAUUCAUUGAUCGAUUGGAAAAUUUGACAAUUAAUUUUGAUUUGUAUGAUGAGGAUGCACUCGAACUUGGUAAAAAUUUAAAAAGCAAACGAUUUGAUAGAAUUUAUGUAAAUAACAUUAGUGACGAAUCAUAUGUUGAUAAUAAUGUAAUGGCUAAAAUUUUUAAUAUUCUGGAUGAAAUCUCUAAUGAAACUAAUGCGUUAUACGAUCAUACUCAAGCAUUUGAAACAUAUAUGGAAACGAAGGGAGCCAAUAAAACUGCGAAAGAGGUCGGAUUACGCCGUCGAACGGUUCAUAGAAUCGUACCUAAGAGAGUUGGUGUCAGUAUGAGGGAAGAUGAGCAAAACAAUGUGCUGUCGCUUGAAGAUGAAAGAGAUAGACAUUUAUUACUUGAUGUUGGAAUGAACACAUUUUUAGAACGUUAUGUCGAGUGGGAGGUUGUUGCUUAA